Molecule: messenger RNA, 1245 nt
Organism: Ixodes scapularis (black-legged tick)
Lineage: Eukaryota; Metazoa; Arthropoda; Arachnida; Ixodida; Ixodidae
Exons: 11
Coding region: 1-1245 (414 amino acids)
Source: RefSeq, a predicted model, not a curated record
AUGAGUUUGCUGAAAGUUACUUAUUUAUGCAUAGCGUUAUUGAUCAGCCCAUGUUACACCAACUCUUUUCCCGAUGUACCGAGUAAGUACGUGAGCGAUAAAUGCAAAGAGGUAGCUGAAAGAUUUGUCGUACCAAAGGUUCCACUGGCGUACAACAGUGCACUUUUUUGCAUGUUUCAAAACCUUGAGGUUUUGCAAGAUAUGCGAUCGCUUCAAUUGGCUUUGACGACACCCCACACAGGAAGGUCAAUUUGCCAGAUAGAAGUAAACUGGUUCAAUAAAACAGCUAAGGAGGUUAAAUUGACAAUAUAUGAUACGGAUUUGCAAGGAAACUGCACUCCGAGGAGUAGUGCAGUAAUUGUCAAGGCUCGUGAAGAUUGGAGAACCAAGCAACUUUCAGAAUUUAGAAUUCCACGAACAAUAGGUAAUGCACGAGGAAGGAAAAAACCAUGGACGCUAUGGACAGACACCCGAAUUCUUUUCACGGAUUAUGACACAUGUCUGAUUUUUAUUACUUCGUUCAAUGGCGAAAAGUAUUGCGAGCUUUUGGUUGCAAGAAAGACUUCUAUUAACAUGUAUAUUACGCCAUGCCACUCGAUUUAUCGGAUAUACUGCGGGUAUGGACGGCCAAAACGAGAUGCAUGGCCGAACCCCGUCAAUUCCUCAAGUGAUUCUGACUUUUUAGUGGAAGCGCAUACACUUCGGAUGUUAAUAGUACACAUAGAUCCUUUACAAGAGGACACGAUCUUCAUGAAUGAAUUUCAGCUGAUCACGGAGGUUUUGUACAACAUCCCAGAGGCCAACCUAUACGCCUCAACUUCCAAAGAUGCAAAGAAUAAAAGGCUGUGCGGAAUACAAAUUUACAAGAUAAUGCCUGAUUUCGCAACCUUGGAGGCUCGAGCGAUGAUCCUUAGAGAAAAAUAUACUUUCUACUUGCACUCCUACUAUUCAAUGGAUGCCAGUGCCAUUUCUCCAACGCAAAUCUCACUUCUGGAUCAGCACGCGGGUCCAUACCCUAACCACAGGAGAGUACGACGGGUGCUCGUGUCCGAUUUCAAGAACUGCUUCGUUCUAAAAACAGUCAACAACGGAAACAACGAAAAGCAGGCUUCCUUUUGUGAGUUGUUUGUUAAGAAUAAUACAAACAUCAGCACUGGCCUGGAUGAAUGCUCCUUCAUAUUCCUCGCAUACUGUGGGUACCCGAAGGCUGUUUACAAUGAGAGCAGCUGUUACACCAGGAAAUAG